Messenger RNA from Microsporum canis CBS 113480, 3792 nucleotides. Its product is annotated as nucleoporin Pom152. NCBI's taxonomy places the organism in Eukaryota, Fungi, Ascomycota, Eurotiomycetes, Onygenales, Arthrodermataceae. Gene Ontology annotation, molecular function: structural constituent of nuclear pore. The record is from RefSeq and is a predicted model, not a curated record. The transcript is spliced from 4 exons. Gene Ontology annotation, cellular component: nuclear pore transmembrane ring. Bases 1 to 3792 code for a protein of 1263 amino acids. Gene Ontology annotation, biological process: nuclear pore organization; protein import into nucleus.
AUGACUGACACUCCCCGACUACGUUCGGCGUUCCCCCGAACUCCUCGCUCCAAUCCACGGACCCCUCGCACGUCCGGCGGCUACCGUGACCAGAAUGUCACGCCUACCCCCUUUGGUAGGGGAAGCAAGAUCAACUUCAACACUGCCAGCGCCGUUGUGAGGUCAGCCAACGCCGCUCAGCCUCAGAAUCCGCCUCUGAUACCGUUUCACAUUGUCGAUGCGCCUGCGCAGAGACUCUACGUUGUUGCGUUUUAUGUUGCGCUGAAUUCAUGGCGGUUAUACGAAUACUGGACGUCCACAGAUGAAGGGGAUGCCACAUGGCUCUUUUUGAAAUGGCUGCUCAUAGAUGCCGUCUACCUGUUUGGUCUACCAAUACUACGAAUUCCGUGGCUGGAAUGGGCGUUUUCCACUACAUUGGCGAUAUUCCUGGUUCAUGUGGUGAUCAAUGUGUUUUUGAUGUUUAGGAUUCCGUUACCGAUGGAAGCAUGGGGGGUUGCUCUGUUUAAAAUGGCGUAUGACAGAGAGCUGUCCAUCUCUGGACAGCGAGUCAAACCUUAUGAUAUUUUACACAACUCGUCUUUGAUUCUAGGCAAACACAUCGUUCAUAUACUGCCAGAAGGUUCUGCUGUCCUAAACCCGGAUAAGGUCCCACUCUGUCUCGGCCAUGCGCAUACCUCCGUGAACCUCCCGAUCCGAGUCAACCAGACAAACCCCAUCCUUAUAGAAAUAUUGCGCUUCGAUCUCGAAACUGGCGCAAAUGAAACGAUCGUCAUACCUGAAAAACAGGCCAAGGCUCUUAGACGUCAGGCAAGCCAGGCCUCUCGACCAGACUCGCAGAGCUGGCUGGAUCUCCUCUAUCCCGUACGCAAAACGGGUGUAUAUCAGAUAAAAAGGGUGGUAGAUGAGUCCAAGCUUGCCGUCCAUCACCGCUCGAUGGAUACACUCGUUGUCACUUGCCCGAAAGCCUCGGUCCAGACUCGGGGGGCCCACAAGUGCAGAGGCGAGCUAUCAGACCUGACUAUGUCACUGCACGGAACUCCGCCAUUCAAGAUAAAAUACAGCCGUACAGUCAACGAUGUCGAUCAGGGAAUAUCUUUCCAAAGCAUUCAGCCAGAGACCCAUCAUAAGCUGCCGGAGUCAGACGAAGAACCGAUCAACCCAACACUGGCCAAGUUUAACUGGGCACGCCCACAGAAAGUUGAAGUCCCGCUAAACGAAUCAUUGUCUGCGUUUGGUGAAUGGGUUUACGCCAUAGAGGAAGUCCAUGACGGCUGCGGCAACGUCGUUAAUUAUACCUUGCAUCCAGACGUCGACGACAGUCUUUGGUCACAACAUCCUCCACACUCUCAGAAAUUCUUCGUCCAUGAACUGCCCCGGGUCUCUCUGGCUGGCUGUGAUACCCAAACAUAUCUGCAGAUUGCGAAGGGGGAGUCAAUUGACCUCCCGGUACAUUUCCAUGACACCGGAUAUGGCCAGAAUAAGGAUUUCCCCUUCACUCUCAGCUAUUCCUUUGCUGAGUCUGGAGACGAUAGUGAUAAAAGAAUGCCUACAUCAGUCCAUGAAUUCGAGUUUAAAAACUCCAACAAUAGACCAAGAAUCAAAGCCUCUGGGUGGUACAGCAUCACUGGUAUUUCUAGCCAGUUCUGUCGGGGUGAGGUUUUUGAGCCUUCGUCCUGCUAUCUCCAUAACCCUGCUGAGCCGCAACUGGCUAUUCGCCACGAAAAGGUGUAUGAUUCAUGUGCCAAUAAUUCCGUCGGUCUUUUGGUUUAUCUCGACCUGAUCGGAACACCGCCGUUCAGGGUCCGAUAUUCCAUCGAGCAUUCCAAGGGCGUACAAACCAGGGUGCAUACGAUCAGCGGCCUGCACGGACAACUCGACUUGAAACCUGCCGAGGAAGGUCAUUACAAGUACAGAUUCUUGGACAUAUCUGAUCGUGUAUACGAGACCAGGUCAUUGAAAGACAGCGUACCAGCCCUUGAACAGGAUGUAAAGCCUCCUGCCUCUGCACACUUCGUCGGGCCACUUACAAGCCGCAAAGCUUGUUUCGGUGAGCCUGUUUCGAUGGAUGUGAUGUUCGUAGGUGAACCGCCGUGGGUUCUGAAUUAUGAAGUCGUUCACAAUGGGAAGAGGAAGAAGCAUGAAUUGAAGAGUGACACCGAUGUUGCAUCUCUCUCUACGGUCGACCUUGUUAACGGCGGUGUUUAUACUGUUGGCCUUACCAGUGUCAAAGAUAGGUCAAACUGUAAGAGGGCCCUGAAAGAGGAGAUUCGAAUCGAAGCCCGACCGAAGAGACCACGCGUUGCGUUUGGACAGAUAGAUCAGAAGCGGAAUGUCCUCGCAUUGGAGGGUAAAGCGGUGGAUCUGCCUUUGAGACUGGAGGGUGAGGCUCCAUGGAAAGUGAAGUAUCGAAACAAGCUUGAUCCUUCAGCCGCCCCUGUGGAAAAAACCUUUUGGAACGCGAACAGUGUCCUUCGAGUAUCAGAUGAAGGACAGUACGAAAUCAUUGGCCUAUCGGAUGCAACUUGCCCUGGAUCGGUUGACGAAAAGGCGCAUAUAUUUGAUGUUUCUUGGAUUUCCAGGCCGAAGAUUACCGAAAUUGACUCUGUCAAAUUGGGUACGCAGACCACUUUUGCAAAGGAUGAAGUAUGCGAGGGAGAUGUGAGCUCCUUGGAGUUGAAAUUCGGGGGCAACCGUCCAUAUACUGUUCGGUACGAAGAGAGCUACAAGGCCGGAAACUCAAACCCAUCGGCCAGGAUGAGGAGUCUUACCGCAGCGCUGAACUCUGCCUCCAUUCCUAUGCGGACCUCUGUGGCUGGGAACUAUACAUACAAGUUCUUGGAAAUUGGCGAUAACCUCUAUAGCCCUGAAAAGAAAGCAAAGGACCCAAUCGUUGUUACCCAGAGGGUGAACCCGCGUCCAUCAGCACGUUUUGAGUCUCCUAGUAAGGUUUACGGAUUCUGCAAGGAGGAAGAGCAGGAAGAUGAGACGAUUCCGAUCUUGCUGGAAGGAGUACCUCCAUUCACACUUGAACUGGCCGUCAAACAUCAUUCGAACGCAAAACCGGAACUUCUUUCUAUCCCCAACAUCAACUCUAACAGAUAUGCUCUUCCAGUUCCACGUCAAUAUCUGGAUCUCGGACAACACGUGAUAAGCAUACGCAAAGUUCGAGAUUCUCGUGGCUGUCAGAGGGCAACUGAGUUUGAUGGAUCAUCAAUCAGGGUUUCGAUCUCUGAUGUGCCGACUAUCCUACCUCUUGAAUCUCGAGAGGAUUACUGUGUUGGCGAGAGGAUAUCGUUCUCUCUCUCCGGCCAUUCGCCGUUUGAAAUCUAUUAUACCUUUGAUGGUGUAGCGAGGAAAGCAAAAAGUCAGGCUACCACCUUCCGUCGUAUUGCCGAAAUGCCUGGUGAAUUCAAGAUCACAUCUGUUAGUGAUGGAGCUAGCGGGAGGUGCAGAGUCCACAAAAAUAUUACCAAGGUAAUACACCAAAUGCCCAGCGUGAGGAUAAGUCGUGGAGGUGUGUCUGUUGUCGACAUACCUGAAGGUGGUGAAGCGGAGAUCAUGUUUGAAUUCUGGGGAACUCCUCCUUUCGAGUUCACUUAUACCCGUAGCACGAAUGAUGGAAAGGGCAAAAAGCGUGUUGUCCUUGACACUAAGAAUGAUAUUUCUCAUGAGCAUACGAAGACGAUUAAAGCAUCAGAUGAGGGAACGUAUGAAGUUGUGGCCAUAAAGGACCGCUACUGUUCUUUCUCAACACAAAAUACCGAUAAAGGGAGCCGACGAGGCUUCUUUUGA